Molecule: messenger RNA, 537 nt
Organism: Anas platyrhynchos (mallard)
Lineage: Eukaryota; Metazoa; Chordata; Aves; Anseriformes; Anatidae
Source: RefSeq, a predicted model, not a curated record
AGCCAGAUAGAUGCCUUUGCACAAAUAGACUAUUCCCUAGUUAGUUCUCCAGCAGUCUUCAAAUCACACAUUAACUUGGAUUUGAAGGGCACAGUUUAUCCAGUAGGAAAUCACACAGACCCUCCCUUUGUGCCAGCUCCAUUUGGUCUCUCAAACCAUGGUGAUUCCAUGCUCUACCUGGGAGUCUCCAAUUAUUUUCUUAAGUCUGCUUCACUGGCUUACUACAGAGCAGGGGCCUUUAACAUCACCAUUUCCAAAGAGCUUGCUGCUACAUUUAACCUAAAUACAGCCAUACUUAAAGAUUUUGUUCCUGAGAUUGCUCUGCAUUAUGUAACAGCAUGCCCAGUGCUUCUGAAACUGAUGGCUACAUCACCACCCGUGGUCAGUUUGCAGGCAGACAGAUGCAGCCUGCAGAUCACUGGCUGUGUAGAAGUGUUUGCUGUUCUGCCAAAUUCAACUUCCCAGCACAUCUUUACAGGGAAUCUAAAUUAUGUUUACAACGACCUGAGGUUUAUCCAAAUCAUAACAAACACUUGA